GUGACGAAACGUGCGUAAAUUCAGCGCGACAAAACAACAACAGCACUAUUGUGUAAGUGUCCCAGCAAAGUCUCCGAGCAGAGGAGAGACUGCGUCCACCAAUAUGUCGUCUGUCCUGCGGCUCUGCACUCCAUCGAGGAGUCCUGUGUGUGUUCUCGCAGUGUGUUCAGGAUAUUCCCGAGCAGCCAGCGGAUCGGUGAAGGACAAGCAGCCGCUGAAGAAAGCUAAAACCCCGCAGGGCCGGUUGGACAACCCGGAGGAGAGCAGAGCUGCUCUGCAGAAGUUCCCUGAUGAUGUGAACCCAGAAACCAAGGAGAAGGGAGGCCCUCGAGGUCCGGAGCCCACCCGUUACGGAGACUGGGAGAGAAAGGGCCGCUGUGUGGACUUCUAGUUCAGCACUUACAAAUGUGACAUUAUACACCCCCGUGUUGUGCAGAUGUAUGUAUACUCAGUGGCACUAAGUUUGAGUUUCAGAUGAGAAGAUUAAAGACAACAAACUUUGACAGCAUAGCAAGUUAACUGUGUGUGUGUGUGUGUGUGUGUGUGUGUGUGUGUGUGUGUGUGUGUGUGUGUGUGUGUGUGUGUGUGUGUGUUAAAAGCAAAGAAAUGCCCCGAAAAUGAGUUGAAUAUGUGUUUGUGCUGGGGAGAGAGGCUAUGUUCAUACUCUAGGCUGAAUGUUAAGAUCCCUGAAUCUACACGUUCAUCUGCAAAUCUGACUAUUGGGCAAAUGUAUAAAUUAAACCUAUUAUUGAUCACUCUGGGAUGAAAAUCUGCUGCGUCAUUGGAAUCCACUCCUAAAUUGUACAUUUUCUGAUGAAAAGAAAGGUAACUUCAGUGGAAGGAGCAAAGACACACAUGGGGAGUAACUAAUUACAUGUUGUAGAGUAGAAGACAGAUACAUUACAAAAUAAAUGGGAUUAUAAAAAAAGUGUAAUUUAAAUACAGGUAGUGACAGUUUGGAAUUGCUAGUUCACCUAGCUAUGCCGAGGCGUCCUUGAGGAAGGCACUGAACUGCUCACCUUCAACUGGCACCUCUAAAAAUGUUUGAGCAUAUCAGCAUUCCUAGUGUGUGUUUGUACUGUGUGUAUUCAACAAACACAGUUUCUCCUUGGGGAUUAAUAAAGUAAAAAAAUAAAA
This is a messenger RNA of Eleginops maclovinus (Patagonian blennie), 1137 nucleotides long. RefSeq names its product succinate dehydrogenase complex assembly factor 4 (gene sdhaf4). NCBI's taxonomy places the organism in Eukaryota, Metazoa, Chordata, Actinopteri, Perciformes, Eleginopidae. Bases 104 to 391 code for a protein of 95 amino acids. Gene Ontology annotation, cellular component: mitochondrion. The transcript has 3 exons. The record is from RefSeq and is a predicted model, not a curated record. Gene Ontology annotation, biological process: mitochondrial respiratory chain complex II assembly.